AUGCGUUGGUCACAAAAAAUGAACGCAAACGCUCUGCGGGCGUACUUUAGGGCAAAAGGGGAAGAAACCGGAUGUUUGGCAUAUCGGGCUCGGAUACAUCGCUUUUUUGCAGAGCUGGAGCCAUCUCUAUCCGUCACUGAGCAAAACCUGGCAGACCGAGUUCGGUACAUCCUGCGCUCCAACAUAUUUGGUGACGCCGAAAUCGAACGACUACGACGUGAGGCUGUUCCCUCAUCGGAUGGAAAUGCUACGGCUGGGAAUACGGCGCCACUAAUUGCGCAGCAAACUGCAAAUGUGGACGCUGCCGUCAAUAUUCCAUUUGUGGUUGAUUCAGACGAUGAUGGAAUAGUCCCCCGCGAACUAGAGAAAAUGAGGAGCAUAUUGGAAGAGUCGAUACUGGAAACGCGCAGCAUGCUUCUCGAAAAUCGACCUUGA
Parnassius apollo (apollo) is the source of this 435-nucleotide messenger RNA. NCBI's taxonomy places the organism in Eukaryota, Metazoa, Arthropoda, Insecta, Lepidoptera, Papilionidae. The record is from the annotation of a GenBank genome assembly.